Molecule: messenger RNA, 4890 nt
Organism: Beta vulgaris subsp. vulgaris (sugar beet)
Lineage: Eukaryota; Viridiplantae; Streptophyta; Magnoliopsida; Caryophyllales; Amaranthaceae
Product: pleiotropic drug resistance protein 1
Exons: 23
Coding region: 346-4656 (1436 amino acids)
Cellular component (GO): membrane
Molecular function (GO): ATP binding; ABC-type transporter activity; ATP hydrolysis activity
Source: RefSeq, a predicted model, not a curated record
UUCUCAUAUUCAUUCAUUCAUUCUUACAAUCUUCUUGUUAACUUUCUUAAUUUUUUGCACAUUUUAUUGGCAAACAUAAUUGGUCCACACUCCACAUACCAUACAUAAUAUAUAUAAAGCAACAACUUUAUAUUUAUAAAGUCACAAGUUCAAAGAUUACUAGCAAGAUCAUAUAAUACUUUAACAUACACCCAUUGAUUCAUUCUUUCUUUAACACCAUUCUCAUCAUCUUUAUAUCAAAAUUUGAUUGUACGAGCUCGUUCCAGUAUUACUCCGACACCUUCAUUUACCUGAAAAACAGGGUGUCGUAUAUAUAGUAACAUUGAUUGAAAUUCCGAUAUAAUUAUGGAUGGUGCUGAUAUAUCUAAGUUUGGAGGGAGUUUACGUCGAAAUAGUUCAACUGUAUGGAGGAGUCAAUCAUCGACUGUUUUUUCGAGAUCGACGAGAGAUGAAGAUGAUGAAGAAGCUUUAAGAUGGGCUGCUCUUGAAAAACUUCCUACGUAUGAUCGUUUAAGGAAAGGUAUUUUGACUGCUUCUCAUGGUGUUGGUAAUGAGAUUGAUGUUCAAACUCUUGGGUUUCAAGAUAAGAAAAAUCUUGUACAAAGAUUGAUUAAUGUUACCGAAGAGGAUAAUGAGAAGUUUUUGUCAAAACUUAAGACCAGAAUUGAAAGGGUUGGAAUUGAUAUUCCUACAAUUGAAGUGAGAUUUGAGAAUUUAAACAUUGAAGCUGAAGUAUAUGUGGGAAGUAGAGCUUUACCAUCAUUUGUUAAUUUCAUGACAAAUAUUGUAGAGGGUUUCUUGAACAUAUUACAUGUUCUUCCCAAUCGGAAGAAGCAUUUAACUAUUCUUCAAGAUGUUAGUGGUAUGAUCAAGCCAAAUAGGAUGACAUUGCUAUUGGGUCCUCCAAGUUCUGGGAAGACAACUCUGCUUCUAGCUUUGUCAGGAAAGCUUGACAAAGCGUUAAAGGUUACUGGAAGAGUAUCUUAUAAUGGGCAUAACAUGAAUGAGUUUGUGCCACAAAGAACAGCAGCUUACAUAAGCCAACAUGAUGUGCAUAUUGGUGAGAUGACAGUGAGAGAAACUCUUGCUUAUGCUGCCAGAUUCCAGGGAGUUGGAUACAGAUAUGAAAUGUUAGCUGAGUUAUCUAGAAGAGAGAAAGAAGCUAACAUUAAGCCUGAUCGCGAUGUUGAUCUUUUCAUGAAGGCUUCAGCAGCUGAAGGUCAAGAAGAAAGUGUUGUUACAGAUUAUAUCUUAAAGAUUUUGGGAUUAGAAAAUUGUGCUGAUACUAUGGUAGGAGAUGAAAUGAUAAGGGGUAUUUCAGGAGGACAAAGAAAGCGAGUUACAACUGGUGAGAUGUUAGUAGGUCCAGCUAAGGCGCUAUUUAUGGAUGAAAUUUCAACUGGUUUAGAUAGUUCUACAACAUUCCAAAUUGUGAACUCAAUCCGACAAUCAGUCCAUAUUCUGAAUGGAACUGCUGUCAUUUCUCUCCUACAACCAGCACCCGAAACAUACAAUCUUUUUGAUGAUAUCAUUCUUCUUUCGGAUGGAUAUAUCGUGUACCAAGGUGCUCGUGAACAUGUGCUUGAGUUCUUUGAGUCCAUGGGAUUUCAGUGUCCUGAUAGGAAAGGUGUUGCAGAUUUCUUGCAGGAAGUGACAUCAAAGAAAGAUCAGCAACAAUACUGGGUAAGAAGGAACGAGCCUUAUCGUUUCAUCCCAUCAAAGGAAUUCGCUGAGGCAUAUCAGUCUUUUCAUGUUGGAAGGAAGGUAGCUCAAGAGCUUUCUGUCCCAUAUGAUAAAUCUAAAAACCACCCAGCUGCUCUAACAACCGAAAAGUAUGGUGUUAGUAAAAAGGAAUUCUUUAAAGCUUGCAUGUCAAGAGAAUUAUUGUUGAUGAAGAGAAAUUCCUUUGUUUACAUCUUUAAGCUAGUCCAGCUUAUUAUCAUGGCUUUCGUAGCAAUGACCGUGUUCUUCCGUACUGAGAUGCCUAAGAGGGACACCACAGAUGGUAACAUCUUCACGGGUGCACUAUUUUUCUCUGUGGUGAUGAUUAUGUUUAAUGGUAUGGCAGAAAUGUCAAUGACAAUAGCAAAACUUCCGGUAUUCUAUAAGCAAAGAGACCUCCUUUUCUUUCCGGCAUGGGCAUAUGCUCUUCCAAGUUGGUUCCUUAAGAUACCAAUUACCUUCUUUGAAGUUGCUGUUUGGGUGUUUACCACAUACUAUGUCACUGGAUUUGAUCCUAAUGUUGGAAGGUUGUUUAAAUUCUACCUCAUAUUAGUACUUGUAAAUCAAAUGGCUUCUGCUCUAUUUAGAGCCAUUGGAGCACUAGGAAGAAACAUGAUUGUUGCAAACACAUUCGGCUCAUUUGCAUUGCUUACACUUUUCGCCUUGGGUGGAUUCGUUCUCUCACGAAAUGAUGUCAAGGGAUGGUGGAUUUGGGGUUACUGGUGUUCACCUCUGAUGUAUGCUCAGAAUGCUGUACUUGUCAAUGAGUUUCUUGGACAUAGUUGGAGCAGACUGACUGCUAAUAAUGUACCACUGGGAGUCGAAAUCAUGACAAGUCGCGGCUUUUUCCCAUAUGCAUACUGGUAUUGGAUUGGAGCAGGGGCAUUAGUCGGAUUUGUUGCUGUUCUCAAUAUACUCUACACUGCUGCUCUUGCCUAUCUCAAUCCAAUGGGAAAAGCUCAAGCUAUUCCCGAUGAAGAAGAUGAGGUAAAGAACAACAACAGAAGAGCUGCCUUGGAGUUAGUGCAACAAGCAAGUUCCAGAAGAGCUUCUCAAGAAAAUGGACAUGAAAUUGUAGAAGCAACACAGAAAAGGGGAAUGGUUCUUCCCUUUGAUCAACAUUCUAUUACCUUUGAUGACAUUCGGUAUUCAGUUGACAUGCCACAGGAAAUGAAAGCACAAGGUGUAACUGAAGAUAGGUUGGAACUUCUUAAAGGAGUUAGUGGAGCUUUUAGGCCUGGUGUUCUGACAGCUCUCAUGGGAGUCAGUGGUGCUGGAAAAACCACCCUUAUGGAUGUUCUUGCUGGUAGGAAAACUGGAGGAUACAUUGAUGGAGACAUCAAGAUUUCAGGCUACCCGAAACAGCAAGAAACAUUUGCUCGAAUUGCAGGAUACUGUGAGCAAAAUGAUAUCCACUCUCCCCACGUCACUGUCCAUGAAUCUUUGCUAUACUCCGCCUGGCUUCGUUUGUCUCCUGAUGUGGAUAUUAAAACAAGAGAGAUGUUUGUGGAAGAGGUGAUGGAGUUGGUUGAGUUAACCUCAUUGAGGGGAGCUUUAGUAGGGCUACCAGGUGUGAGUGGUCUCUCAACAGAGCAACGUAAAAGACUUACAAUCGCGGUUGAGUUAGUUGCAAACCCAUCUAUCAUCUUCAUGGACGAGCCAACUUCAGGGCUUGAUGCCCGAGCUGCAGCUAUUGUAAUGAGGACAGUCCGAAACACAGUUGAUACUGGAAGGACUGUGGUGUGUACCAUUCAUCAACCUAGCAUUGACAUUUUUGAGGCUUUCGAUGAGCUAUUCUUGAUGAGAAGGGGAGGUGAAGAAAUAUAUGUUGGGCCUUUGGGACAUCAUUCUUGUGACUUAAUCAAGUACUUUGAGAGUGUUCACGGCGUACAAAGAAUUACAGAUGGUUAUAAUCCUGCAACUUGGAUGCUGGAAGUCUCAACUCCAGCACAAGAGGUAGCACUUGGGGUAGAUUUUACAGAAUUCUACAAGAAUUCAGACCUCUACAGGAGAAACAAAGCAUUGAUCAGAGAUUUGGGAACACCUCAACCUGGUUCAUCUGACCUCUACUUCCCUACUCAAUACUCGCAAUCGUUCUUUGCACAAACUUUGGCUUGCUUGUGGAAACAACGGUUGUCCUACUGGCGUAACACUCCUUACACUGCUGUUAGAUUUCUCUUCACUGUCGGCAUUGCUAUCCUGUUCGGAACCAUCUUUUGGCAACUCGGAGGCAAAACGUCAAGAACACAACAUUUAAUUAAUGCAAUGGGUUCAAUGUAUGCUUCUGUUCUGUUUCUUGGAGUGCAAAAUGCAGCUUCAGUCCAACCUGUUGUGGCUAUUGAAAGAAGUGUCUUCUAUAGAGAAAAGGCUGCAGGAAUGUACUCAGCUUUACCUUAUGCUUUUGCUCAGGCUUUAGUUGAGAUACCAUACAUCUUCCUACAAUCAGCAGCAUAUGGUAUACUAGUGUAUGCUAUGAUAGGGUUUGAAUGGACCGCGGCUAAGUUUUUCUGGUACUUCUUCUACAUGUUCUUCACCCUCCUUUACUUCACAUUCUAUGGCAUGAUGUCUGUCGCGAUCACACCAAACCACCACGUUGCUGCCAUCGUUGCUGCUGCUUUCUACGGAAUAUGGAACCUCUUUUGUGGAUUCAUCGUCCCCAAACCAAGAAUUCCUCAGUGGUGGAGAUGGUACUACUACAUUUGCCCUUUAUCUUGGACCUUUUAUGGAUUGGUGGCAUCACAAUUUGGAGACAUGCAAGAUAUCAUCACAGAUAGCACCUACGCGGAUCAAUCAGUGAGAGCAUUCAUCGAAAACUACUUUGAUUUCAAGCAUGACUUCCUAGGGGGUGUUGCAGGGAUCAUCGUUGCCUUUUCUCUCUUGUUUGCUGCCAUCUUUGCUUUCGCCGUUAAGACCUUCAACUUCCAAAAACGAUGAGGGAUAAUGAUUUUGAGACAUUAGACAUACUUGCAAUGCCAUUUUUGAUGACCAUAACUGUAUUUUACAAGUACAUAAAUUUUUGUUCUUGUAUUGAUAAGCAGUCUAUAUAUAUGUACUAUAACAAAUUCUUUUGUUUAGAUAAAUAAACGAUCGUAUAUAUGUAAGAUGUACUUUCUAUACUGCCAAGCAUUACAGCUAAGAAUAUAAAUCUUAAGUUCGAAUUUCAGCAUA